AAAAAAGGCUGCAGGGCUGCAGCCCUUAAUCCACCCUCUCCUCUCAUUUCCAGCAUCCAAAUUGAGGAGCACACUGAUCUUAGAGAGAGAGAGAGAGAGAGAGAGAGAGAGGGGGACAAGAGAGAGAGGAGCCCAAUUCUCCAACCCAAGAGAGACCAUGCUCUGUGUAUAUGUAUAUAUAUAUAUAUAUAUAUAUAUUAUCCCUUCACCUCUCUCUCUCUUCCUAAUAGCCUAGCUGUACCAAAGAUGUGUGAGAAUGAGAGAACUAAGAAGAGGUCUCUAGAGAGAGAGAGAGAGGAGAGAGAGGAAAGAGAGAAAUGGGUGCAUCUCCCUACCCAAUCCCCUGCCUCUUCUGGCAAAGGUCAUCCCCAAAAUGCCCCUCUCCAAGCCCAAAUCCUACAUUUCUCCAUCAAAGAUGUCAUCUUGAGCCCAAGCUCCCUCCCAAAAUGGGAUUUUUAUGGGUCUCUUUGGGGGGUUUUCUUUUUUUUUUUUUUUUUUUUUUUUUUUCUCUCCUCCUUAAAAGCCCCAUCCACAGUGGAGAAGAGAGAGAAACCAAGGGGAGGAACCUUCCCUUUCUCUCUCUCUCUCUCUAUCUCUCUCUCUCUUCUCCUACCCUGUGUUUGUUUCUCUCUCUUCUAUUUAUGACCUCUUGUUUGAGAGUAAAAGGGGGCCUAAUUCCCAUCUGGAUCUUGCUUUGGACCACAUUUCAUAGGCUCUCCCCCUUGUUUUCUCUCUCUAUUUUCUCUCUCUAUGGUGGGGAGGAGGAUGGUGAAGAAGAGGGGGAAGGUGCCCAUGGAACUUUCUCCCUCAUCUUCUUGUUUCCCAGAUGAUGAAUACAUGCCCAGGACAAGGCUCAAGCGUCAGAAUCUCUUGCAAGAUUAUGAGGAUUCGAUCAAGGAAAUUGAAGCAAAAAACAAGAAAUUGCAGGAGACAAAGAAGAAGAAACUCAGGCUGUUGGGUGAAAUCAAGUUCUUGCGAGGAAAAUUCAAGUGUUUCGCGAAAAACCCAUCUCAGCGAACUCGGUGUAGAAUCAAGAAACAAUCUUACAAAAUCAUCGAUAGGAAAUACAUAGUGGCUGAAGCUCCAUCUACAAGCAACAGUGGAGUUUUAGAUUUGAAUCAAGUCUCGUUUCCGGUAAUUGCAGAAAAGAACAGUGAGGGAAUGGACUAUAAGGUGGAUCGAGAGCCUCUGAACAUAGAGAAGCCGAAAGAGCGCAUAGUCGAUGGAAGUACCGUGGUUAAUGAUAUUAAAUUAUCGGUGUGUAGAGAUUUAGGGAACAAUUCAAACAGGGUGGGUAAGAGGAAGAUUACGUGGCAGGAUCAGGUAGCUUUGAAGGUCUAGUUGUUUGUUGUGCCGUGUGUUUCUUUUGUUGUUGUUUUUUUCCCCCUUUGUUCUUGCUCCAAGUAGAUGGUUUGUUGAGGAACAAAUGAGGUUCUUGUGAUGGGAAUAUACAUGUUGCUUAGCGGAAUGGCACAAUUGUAGCAUAAUUUGGAUAUAGACAUAGUUUAUCAUAAUCAUAAUAUAGAAGGAAAUUUAUUCAAUUUA
Ananas comosus (pineapple) is the source of this 1545-nucleotide messenger RNA. RefSeq lists its product as uncharacterized. The record is from RefSeq and is a predicted model, not a curated record. The coding region runs from base 751 to 1341 and encodes 196 amino acids. The transcript is spliced from 4 exons. NCBI's taxonomy places the organism in Eukaryota, Viridiplantae, Streptophyta, Magnoliopsida, Poales, Bromeliaceae.